This is a messenger RNA of Lethenteron reissneri (Far Eastern brook lamprey), 4198 nucleotides long. RefSeq names its product coiled-coil domain-containing protein 68-like. Gene Ontology annotation, biological process: spermatogenesis. NCBI's taxonomy places the organism in Eukaryota, Metazoa, Chordata, Hyperoartia, Petromyzontiformes, Petromyzontidae. Gene Ontology annotation, cellular component: sperm head-tail coupling apparatus. The record is from RefSeq and is a predicted model, not a curated record.
GACGUCACCUCCGGCUUUGACGUCACUCCGACAGGGCGAGCGAGCUGAGCGGCUGCUUCUAUCUCUUGCGCCCCCAACAGGAACUAUGAGGUUCUUCAAGAGAGCGCAGCAGUUGCAAGCGACGCUGGAGACUCCGAAUUCGUCAACAGUGGAGUUGCCAAUGCCGGAGAACGAUAUGCACCAGCUGUCUCAGGAGGUGUCGAACCUGCGGGCCAACCUGGGCAGGGCACGAGCGCACUUUAACACCCUGCGUGGCGCCCUGAGCCAGAAGGAUAAGAGCCUCCACGAGAUGCUGCACCAACUAGAGAUCCAGCGAUCUGAGGAGCUACGGGUGCACUCGCAGGCCAUCGACAGCCUGCAGGCGGAGUUGGAGGCAGCACGGCGGGGUGAGCGGGAGGCCGAGGAGCGUUCCGUGCACGACGCCAACGCCGCGUCAUCGGAGCUGGCAGAGUUCACGAUUAGGACUGAGCGGUUUCAGGAGCAGCUGAGACAGGACCACGAGGAGACUCUGAAUCUGGCACGCAUGGAGCUGGCCGAAUAUCGUGCAUCGCACACGCACGCCGACUCAGAGUACGACUCUCACGUCGUGCACAUCGCGGUCCUGCAGAAGGAGCUGAAGGAGCGUGACGAGCUGCUGCAGCGCUCUGAGGCCGACCUGGUGGUGGCACAGGAAGUGGCACAAGAGCGUGGCACUGAAGCCGAGCGGCUGGGCGCUGAGGCCGCGGAGCUGAGUGCGACCGUGCGUGACCUCUAUGCCAACCAAGAGGCGCAGCAAACUGAGGUGGACACCCUGCGGCAUGAAGCGCUGGAGUUGCAGCAACGGCUGCAGGAGACCAACACUUGCUUCGAGGAGACUGCCAAUUCUCUGGAGCAACAGCAUCAGCUUGCAGAGCUGUCUCAGGCAGAACUGGUGGCGUUGCAGGCGCGGCUAGGCGAGCACAAGGUGGAGUGCGAGCGGAUGCUGCAGAAUGAGAAGUGCCGUGCCCAGGAAGAGCUCGACAACACCAGGGGCAAGAUGGAGUUCAUCAAGGCUGAGCUAGGAGUCUCCAGGGCAGAGGAGGCUGCGACGGCACAGGAAGUGGUGCGGCUGCAGUACACAGUUCAUCACACGGAUGCGGAGAUGAAUUUCAUGCGCGGCCAGAUUGACGGGCUGCAGCACCAGCUCAUCGAGAACAACAAGCAGCUGGGAUCCCUGCAGGCGGGGAUUCUGGGCUACCAGCGCAUGGUGGCAGAGCUGCAUGCUGCGCUGGGACCAUCCCACGAAAACCUGCAGAGCUUGCACGCACAGCUGCAGGAUCUGCAAGUGCUGUACCAGCAGAGCGAGGCGAAGCUCAUUGACAGGAAUUGGCAGCUGGAAUCUCUGCAGGCAGAGAUUCAGUGGUACGAACGUGUGGUGGUGGAGCUGCACGCCGAGUUGGCGCCCUACCGCGACAACAGGCAGAGCGCACACUCAGAGCAGCAGCAUCUGCAGAGCGAGGUGGAGCUUCCUACGGUUGAGGAAGAGGACAUCUCUGGCUGCUCACUGGAGCCCAGCGUUCAAGAAGCCUCCUAAGACCUGCCCCCCAAGGCCUCCAACACCCUCUGCGCCUCUCACAUUGACUAACACACGCACAUAUCGACUGACACACACACACACACAUCGACUCACACACACACACACAUGGACUUACACACACAAUUACAUUCGGACUUAUACACACAUAUCGACUAAGACACACACACACGUGGACUUACACACACACAUGGACCCAUGCACACACAUCGACUUACACACACACAUCGACUCACACACACUGCCCUACACACACACAUACACAUAUGGACUCACACACACAGACAUCGACUUAAAAUACACACACAUGGAGUUACACACAAAGACAAAGAUCCCCCGUAUAGCAACAGACUGUAGGGGCAAGUGCUGUUAGCGAGCACCUAUAAAGGCCGGAAUAGCACACGAGGGGGUGGGUGGCCAGCACCACGCCCGGCCGGCUUUGUCUCCCCAGUGGCGAUGUUUAUGCACUGCACCAGGUACUCAUUUCAGGCUGAAUCGACCUAGGGGAGGCCCAGGAACGAUUCAGAAAAUUGUCACUGGUGUUGGCCAUGAGUGAGAAUUGAACUGGGUUUGUAGUGCAGCGCGCAAACUGUUACAGUGCCGCUCCCCACACACUCACAUUCACAUACACACACAUGUGCGUGUGCACACCUACAUUCACUUCCAGCACGAGGCUGACUCAUGGCAUCUCGUGGAGGAUCGCUGCACUGAACAAAAUAGUUCCACAGUUCAGUUUGCAAGUGCGAGUUUGCGUUUUAAGUCAAUGGUAACCGAAAAUUUCAUGGAAACAGGUUCGUCGGUCGGGUAUUCCGAAGUCAGGUGUUCAUAAGUUGAUGACUGCCUGUAUCCACUUCUUUUUCAUACUAAUGGUUGUACAGUAUGGAUGCGUACUGGGUUACGGAGCAUCCUCUAUUUAGGGACUGUACCACGUUACGAUCCACCAUCCCACCUCUAAUAGAAGUACCUACUACUACUAGACCAUCUGCUCCCCUCUGCUACGUGCAUCUCACUCCCCGUGUUUGGUUGGAAAGCGAUCUUAAUCUGAUAUUUUAAUGCAGCUUUUGGGUUAAUUCAUAUAUGUGGGUUGUAUGGAUGGUGGUCGUCCAUCCAAGCACUAUGGAAGUUCAGCCAUGCUUUUCUUCCAAGAUCUGAGAUGAUUGGGUGCAUUCUGGUCAUUUGGUCAUAGGUGGUGUAUGGACAUCUGUGUAAAAGAGCUUAAUAGCUCAUUACAUUGCUCAAUUAUAAAUAAAGAUUGCGAUUCUAUGUGUCUGUUGUUGCAUCUGUAUGUUAUACAAUAACCGCACGCAAUCGUUAAAAUGCUUUUCUGUGUUUCUUUGCCGCCGUUUUCCCGUGGCCCACAGCUCAUUGACAGGAAUUGGCAGCUGGAAUCUCUGCAGGCAGAGAUUCAGUGGUACGAACGUGUGGUGGUGGAGCUGCACGCCAAGUUGGCGCCCUACCGCGACAACAGGCAGAGCGCACACUCAGAGCGAGGUGGAGCUUCCUCCGGUUGAGGAAGAGGACAUCUCUGGCUGCUCACUGGAGCCCGGCGUUCAAGAAGCCUCACUGCCCCCCAAGGCCUCCAACACCCUCUGCGCCUCUCACAUUGACUAACACACACACAUAUCGACUUACAAAUACACAUCGACUCACACACACGCAUGGACCUACACACACACGCAUGGACCUACACACACAUAUGGACUUACACACACAUAUGGACUUACACACACACACACACGGACUCACACACACACAAAUACAUACAGACUUAUACACACACAUAUCGACUAAGACACACACACGUGGACUAACACACACACACACUGCCCUACACACACAUACACAUAUGGACUUACACACACAGACAUCGACUUUAGAUACACACAGAAAGACAAAGAUCCCCCGUAUAGCAACAGACUGUAGGGGCAAGUGCUGUUAGCGAGCACCUAUAAAGGCCGGAACGGCACACAAGGGGGUGGGUGGCCAGCACCACGCCCGACCGGCUUUGUCUCCCCAGUGGCGAUGUUUAUGCACCGCACCAAGUACUCAUUUCAGGCUGAGUCGACUUAGGGGAGGCCCAGGAAAGGUUCAGAUAAUCGUCACUGGUGUUGGCCGUGAGCGGGAAUCAAACGCGGGUCGCCAGGUUCAUAGCGCAGCGCGCUAACUGCUACACUACCGCUCCCCACACAAAUAUCCCCCGUGUAGCCUUAACAGACUGUAGGGGCAAGUGCUGUCAGCGAGCACGGCACACGAGGGGUGGGUGGCUAACACCACGCCCGGCCGCCUUUGUCUCCCUAGUGGCGAUGUUUACACACCGCACCAGGUACUCAUUUUAGGCUGAGUCGACCUAGGGGAGGCCCAGGACCGGUUCUGAUAACCGUCACCGGUUUUUGCCGUGAGCGGGAAUCGAACCCGGGUUGCCGGGUUCACAGCGCAGCGCGCUAACCGCUACACUACCGCUCCCCACACACACUCACACACACAUAAACGUACACACACACAUCGACUCACACACAUAUGGUCUCAUCACACACACAUACACAUCGACGUACACACAUAUCGACUGACAUAUGUAAUAUAGCUCGCAGAGACGACGUCGUCUCUUCUGUUUGUUUAUUAUCAAAUAAAUAUCAACCAAUAACUCAA